Molecule: messenger RNA, 484 nt
Organism: Moneuplotes crassus
Lineage: Eukaryota; Ciliophora; Spirotrichea; Euplotida; Euplotidae
Source: the annotation of a GenBank genome assembly
UUUCCAAGCAUGCUUGGCUGCCUUUAUGCGAUUUUUAAGUGAGAGAUGGUGGUGAUCGUGUCCUUGGUUGGGAACAAGCGAGGGUUAAGGUCUGGGCAUGAGUAGGGGCUGAGAAAGGUAUGUAGGGAGUUUAAAGGGAAUUUGGAGGAACAAGAGGAGAAAGACAGCUGCAAAAUGAAAAAAAUCAGUGAUUAUCAAAAGGCUAAUAAUCAUUUGUAAUGAGAUUUUAAAGAAGCCAGAGCCGAUCUAGUAUGGUUUAUCAAGAUUUAAAAAAUAAUUAGAUCAGAAAUAUUUUUUGAGCUCGAAGGAUUAUAAGAUGAAAUUAGUAAUGUCUUAUUUGAGCUAUUAGCCAUUAUCUCAAGAAUUUUCGUACAGGAGAAUCUCUCACUAGUUCGGAUAUGUGCCACUUCAAACGAUCUCUUUUAUUUACUAUCUUUCUUAAGAACAAAAUUGUGAAGAUUGAAUCUCAUAUUCACACAAAUAA